Molecule: messenger RNA, 7104 nt
Organism: Acanthaster planci (crown-of-thorns starfish)
Lineage: Eukaryota; Metazoa; Echinodermata; Asteroidea; Valvatida; Acanthasteridae
Biological process (GO): proton transmembrane transport
Cellular component (GO): plasma membrane
Molecular function (GO): voltage-gated proton channel activity
Source: RefSeq, a predicted model, not a curated record
GUAGCAUUGGAAAGACUAAAUGGUGCAUCAUUAAGGAUGUUUUUCCCAGCACAGUACCACGUUGUCAUUGUCCAGUCAUGCAUAAAGAGCAGGGUUGAGCCAACACCGGGUGGUGGUAUGGUGACUGGCAGAGCGGGCAAAACCAGGAAGCUGAAGGUUUAAAAAAAAAAAAAAAUCCACGCUGCUCGCUGUGUGCUCAGGGAUCAAAGUUGCUCUGCAUUUUUCAUGAGUGCUGUAUCAAUGCGUUGAGUGCUGCACGUUGUCAACCAUACAUGUCCAUGUACGCACGGGGUAUGCCUGCAUGGCACUCCUUCCACACUGUGCUCAGUGACUAAUUUCAGCACGCCAUCAGAUUUUUAAUUGAAUGCUCCUCUCGUUUGUUCGGUCCGGCGGAUUGUUGUUUCUUGUAAUUUGUGGUUCGCGUUUGCGGGACAGCAUUUGCCCGAGCACUCCUCAAUGUCUGACCUGUUCACCAGUAACUGUCGCCGAGAUACAGUGUACAUGUAAUUGGAUGUGGUACAUGGAAUUGUGUCCUGUAAGAGUGCCUUACUGUUGAGAGGCGGCAAGAUGGCAAAAUCUGGGCGACAAGAGCUGGUUGGCUCAUGUAAAAGAUGCCAUCAACAUCUCGACCAAUUCAUCAAUAGCAUUCCCCUCCACGUCUCCGCACUCAUCCUCGUCCUGGCAGACUGCUUCAUCGUCGUGUCCGAGCUGCUCUUCUCCUACAACAUGAUCAUGAAUGUUCAAGCUGACGACAAGACAAUGGUGCUGUUGGCUCUGUCUUCGACUAGCCUGGCCAUCGUGUCUCUCUUUUUGCUUGAGGUCGUUGUCAGAAUAUUCAGCAUGGGUGCCCACUUUAGAAGGAGAAAAAUGGAGAUAUUUGACGUCGUCGUGGUCGUCGUGACCUUUGUCGCGGACCUGGUCUUCUUUGUCAUCCAUCUUCAGGAUGAGGGCACGAACACAUUCCCCUUUGCCCGAGCCUUCUCUUUUCUGGUGGCCCUGCGCCUGUGGAGGUGCUGGGGCAUCCUUCGCGGCGAGAAGAAGAGAGUACGGGAGGAGACGGCGUGCGAGUUGGAUAUGGAGAGGUACGCCCGGCGGCAGGCAGAGGCCCAGGCAGACGUACUGCAGGCACAGUGCGACCAGCAGCUGAAAGAGAUUGCCUAUCUGAGAGACUUCCUCCACCAGAAUAACCUGUACCCCGACACGACGAAGCUGGACUUCGUGCCAAACUACCGCACCAGUGCCUCCAUUUCCUCAAGUGCAAUUGACUAUGAGAAGGCCGACACGCUCCGAGUGAACGGCAAACUCAGCAAAGAUGCCUCUUUAGACAGCAUUGCCUCUUCUGCCAAGGAGCUGGCCACGUCACUCUCCUCUUCCCAGAACAUCUACAGUGAGCCCCCGACCUUGAGCAGCGGGCCCCUGAGCAGUUCGCCAGCCCCCUCGGUGUCCUCACACCACCGAGAUGAAGGGCCCACAAGCGAGGACUUCGCCUCGCGAACGUCCCGGGAGAUCGUCCAGGAGGCUGUGGCCGAGGUGCAGCAGAAAAUGUCCCCGUCAAAGCGUGGUGGGCUCUCAAAUGCCGGCUUCACUCCCGACGAAGAAGGCCAAUCCUCGAACGCAGGUGUGGCAGAGAGGAGGGGGGUGGAUGGGGAGGAAAACAGAGGGACGACAAAUUUGGCUUUCGAGGGGGACACUCCUGAACCGUGCAGCCCAGCUAACAGUGAGAAAACAGACUCGGAAGGGGAGAGCGAGGCCCAACUGCGGAUCGAGUUGGACGAGAUAAGGCGGCUGUCAGAAGAGGCUCUGCGAAACGAGCUGGCAUCGUCCAACACAACAGAGGUGGACGGGAUCCCCACGACUUCCCUGUGAUCAAGAACACAAAAGACAACAGUCACUCUAGCCAACCAAAGAUCAUGCGUUAAAAGGUAUUUAUUCAUUAAACAAAAAACAAGAGCACCAACCAAUUUGGUUAUUGAUGUAUGUGCCUGAAUUGUCUUGUGCAAGGUACCAGCCGACCAGUCGGCACACGCUGUAUUUGUCAAACUGCGGAUGUACAUGUACUUUGACCAGAGCUGCCAGUAUCGGCAAGAGUCUCUUUGUGAGAACGAGCCUUUAGCAGUACUCACGUGUGUUCCCGUUACACGUUCUCCUGUUGAGUUGGAACGUUUUAAGAUUCUGUCCGAAUGUUAUGUCAGUGGGUGCAGCGGACCCGCCGGUAAGGGGGUGCAGUGCCAGUGCAGCCCGCCCCGCCAGACAUCCUCCUCCGUUGCUGUCCUUGUAUGCAGCACUCUAGGCUUACCCCAAGAGGACUCCUUUGCACCGGGAAAGAUUCCUCUCUGACAUUUUGGCAUGUGGACCAUGCAGCACGUUUUCCUGAGGAAAGGAAAGACCACAGGGGCCGCAUGGGUCAUACGUCUGGCUGAGCUGCUGUAACCCUAACUCCGCAGGGGUGGCACGCCAACAUUUACAGGCUGCGGAAGGGAUUAGGUUCUGGCCGACGAGUUUCACGUUCCACAUGCAAGGCACCAUCUGAUGACUCGGAAUGAUCUCCCUCUGGGAUUCCUGUGAAUAUCAGCCAAUCAGGAAUGACGAAGUAUGCUCAGUCCAGACGAGCACUCUCUCACGACAUGUGCUGUUUAAAGAAACAAAGAUUACGUCCUUGACGUGAACACGCGGAGCAGUGAGCAACAGUAUCUCCAAACCUGCCCAGCACAGUUUUUUUUUUAAGUUCCCUCUGCUCUCCUUGAUUAGAAAAGCAUUAAAGAGUAAUAAUGGCCGUGUAUAGGUGCAGUGGCAAGAAUACUUUCAUGAGUUGAAAGAUGAAACAUUCCAUUCCACGAUUCUAAGCUGAGUGGAAUGGAACAUGUCAUCUGUCACCUCAUAAAAUUAUUGAAGGGAUAUUACCCUAACUCAGACACAGUCAAUGAAGGUGAUUCACAAUAGUGCGCCACCAAGAGUUUGCAACGCUUUGACUAAUCACAUCUUUCAAAUAGCUGUACAGGUUGCCGAGUUAUUUUGGUGAUGUUGCUUUGUUUUUGUGAGGCAGUCGGAGGAAUUUCUCUCUAAACAGUACUUGUAUAGGAAUUUCUAGUAAUGCCCAAUGACUAAGUGUAUUCUGUGGAGGGACAGUCUAUGUUACUUUUAAAAUUGUGGCUGAAGACUAGCCAGAAAUAAUACUCAAAAAGUGCGAUAACAGCCGAAGAAUGUGCAAAAUGAUAAGUGUUUUGGAACCGUCUUCUUGCUACAUGUACCGUUGGUUGCUACAUGUACCGUUGGUGUAGAGUUUGAAUAGUGUUACCUUGUGUUUAAAAUCAUUGUUGGUUUGGAUUCAGUUGGCUUGGUUAUUUGUUCCUGUAUAUUUGUUUUGGUUGCUGUUUGAAUAAUUUGGUGUUGUAGUCAGCAUGCAAUACUGCUAGUUCUUGCCUCUUAGAAUAAUCUAUGAUAUUUGUACAGUGAGCUGCUUGGGUUUUGGUCAGUCGUCCCUGGACCGUUAAAGCCGCUCUGUUUGUUUAAAACUUGAGGAAGGCGUGGGUGGAGUGGAGAUUCCAGUUCUCUCAUCCCCCUGCCUGCGUAUGCGUACUUAAAAGAUGCGCCAAAAAGUUGUUAAGCGCAUUGGGGAGGGUGGGAAUAAGGCCUGUGCAUUUUACAAAGAUCAUGAUCUCGAUCGGCGAUCCGACAGCUGGUUCGCACCAUCCAUUGGGCAGGUUCUGGCAUCAGUGAACCAAAGUCAGAUCUCUGAUUGCAAUCUGGAUCAGCACGAAAGAAACGGGCCCUGAAAAGGGGGGACAUCCAGGAAAGAGAAGAAAUUAUUCCUGGUGUCACAAAAGGGAAAGGCUUUCUGGAAUUGGACUGAAAGAAGGUAUUGCCAAUUAUGACAAGUCGAUCCUUUCAUGGAAACUAUUACAACAUGAAGUAACUGUUAACGGUAUCUUCUAACAAGGAGUUACAUGCAGCUUCUGUAUGGGGCAUUAUGUUCGCUGUCGGUGUGACAAGUAUGUGAGCUCGGAAUGUCAAAGAGUUUGUGUGACAUUUUGGGGAGGUCAUAAAAAUCCCGCUCGAAAUUUGCAAAGUGAAAUGGGGGGGAGUUGAGUAUGUGUGAAGGCCUCUUGUUAGUUGGUGCAAAAACAUGCUCUCAAACAAUAGAGAGAACGAAGCGAUUGCUUCAUUAGAACGGUAACCGAAAUGAAAACGAUCAGUUGUGUCUUGGCUGAGUGCAAGAGUAUACUUUAAAGUAUUCAUCCGUUUUUCCUUGCAUUUUGAGAAUUUAGAUUGAAAUAUUGUAUGAUUCAUUCCGAUUCAGGCACUUCAAAAGUUGAAUUCAUUGGAUUUGUAUUUCAAGUGUUGCUGAUGUUCUUUCUACCCCCCCCCCCCGAAAGUGCUCGUUGUGGGGGUAGAAAUCAUUUGGCAUAUUGAAAGGAAACGAUACAUUUAGUUUUCAGUGUCGUUGUAUUCAGUGAUCUGUAACUAUGUUUUUGUUUGGGUUGUACUGGUGUGGUGCUUUUCUUUUGGGGGGACUGAGUUCAGAUGACUGAAGGCUGGUUCAUUACUUAAGGUGAAUGCGAAAGAGCAACGAAUUUUAACACUGCGUGAAACAUUUUGCUGGAGUUGAAAUGUGUCCAUCUGUUGCAAAUUUGCAACACAAAUAUGCUAAUCUCUCGUCAGAGUUUCGCGUUUAUGUUCGUUAAUAUGCACUGAGUAUGAACCAGCCUCCACAGCAUCAUUUUUAUAGUGAUGCGUUGUAGGACUGUCCAAUAUUUGUAGUAGUUUAUCAGUAUGUUAAUGAUUAAAUUCUUUGUAAUUUGGUCGUUCGGAAGUUUUCGUCCAUUUUGAGGGCGUUAAGCUGCUAGAAACCAUCGAUGAUUCCGUGACUGCGCUGCGCCCAGUUGUUAGUUCUGCUCAUGGGGUAUAUUCUUACACAAUAAGUAAAGCUAUUGUGAAAUAUUUGUAUAAAUUUGCUUGUUUAUAAUGAAAACUUCACUGUGAAAUGAAAUGCAAACAGAAUAAUUUAUGUCCAAUCUAGGAGUAUUUAAUUCAGCCGAAUUUUAUAAUUACGGAAAUGAAAGGUUUAUUGCAUAUAGAAAAAACUAAAUGUAAAUAUUAUUAUUGUUAUUAGACAAGGUGUGUGCAAGAUUAAGCAAAUUGUACUUGUAAAUGCGCAGGAGCAAAGAUUGAAUAAUUCAUAAAUGUACAGUGCACUCGUAAGGUGGCUGAUCAAUAAUAAUAAUGUUGCGAAAUGAGAAAAAGAAGCAAGGUUCGUAAACUUUGUGUGUGUUUGCUUGAAGAGACUUUUGUGGUAAAUAUAUUCCUUAUGAAGUUUUGAUUUUUUUCUUUUCCUUUUCUUUCCUUUUUUGCCCCAUGUCAGAACUUGACCCACUCAUGUAUGCUUGACUGUGGUUGAGGUGUUCGCAAGAGGCCACCUUAGGAUCAUUUUUUUUUUAAGGAUUACAAGUACAUGUACGAUGGUUUUCGAUGAUAUUUUCUUUGUAUGUACAGUACAUAUUUGUUGGAGUGUUGUUGUUUGUUUCGUUUGUUGGGUGUGUAUUUGUUCUGUUUGUUGAUAUAGCACCACACUCAAUGGGGUGCGCAUGUGGUACACUGGUGUAAUUGACCUUAGCAACUGACUAGUUCUCUUCGGCCAUUGACUAGUUCUAUUUGGCAGUUGAAUCUCAAACUAAAAGUCAUGUUCAUUUUUGUUUGUUUUGAAAGUUAUAUUGUAUGUGGAUGCUGUCCCAAAGUUGUGGUGUGCUGCAGACGAAGCCAUAUAGUCUUUGUUCAACACUUUUAUAGACUGUCGACGUUUUUGUCUAAUUUAUGAAGUAUUGCACCCUCCUGUGACUGGUUUUUGACAACUCAAAAAUGUGAGGUUGUGUCUGAAUAAGCCAUGGCCAUUCCUAACAGCUGGAUAAGCCAUAAGUACAUUGCUUUUAUUAGUACCCGUGUUGUUACUAGCUGUGGGGGGAAGGGAUGCAAGCGAUCGUACACCCGUUUCAGACGCGUUCUAGAGUCGCGUCGAACCAAAUUAGAAGUAAAUUCUGGAUUAAGUACAGCAAAACUUCGACGUGUGAAACAAUAUAGGAGCAACCAGGCAUUCUAGCAGGUGAAAGAUCGAAACUUGAAGGCGCUCGGAACGACAUCAGAGAUAACUUGGAUUCAGAAGUCGCUCUUUUCAUGGACCAAACCCAGUGCAUAUAUAUGUAUUAAGUUCGUCUGUCUGAAACCAAAAUUUAAUUGGUUGACCUGCGUCGAUCGUAAUUCUAUUUGGUUGGGUGCGACCCUAGAACGCAGUCUAGGGUAACAGUCUAGUACCAGGGGGAACGGUUGAAACCACUAAUCUUUAUGGAAAAAUUGUUGUUUUUUGUAUUAUAUGUCGUUAACAGUGAAAUCACUGUCCUCAAUAUCACUCAGUCCACGAAUAACAGAUUUGUAAUGAAUGAUUUUUGAAUGAUAGCAGUGGUCAAGACUGGUUCCUUUAGCCUACACACGUGGCGGGAUUGGGAACCAGUGCGUAGCAUCACUCUUUCGAACAACUUGGAACUGACCGAGUUAUUCACAUAUCUAUUAUUUUUACAAUGAGAUCAGUGGUCCAGAACAAAAAAUGUUCUGGUUGUGCUCACGUGGAACAAAGGGCGCGUAGAUCCUUCUUUGAUCUCCAGCGUCUUGUAUCAAGACUACAUGUACAUCUUAAUGCCAAUCUCAUGGCUGCCAACUUUGACCUGUUAGUCUGACAAGACGAAUCUGCCGGCUAAGUUGGGAGAACAAUACGCCCUGUCUAGGUCGCCAAUCCACGUAUUAUUCGUUGUUUUUACGAGCACACCCCCCCAAUGAUGAAGUUGUUACAAAUACAUCAGCCUUUGCCGUAAUUACAUUUUACAUUUUUUUCGGGGGGGGUUCUUGUUUAUGUGGGUUUACUUUUCGUGACGUUGCGAAACGCAUGUGCAAAUCUCGUGCUCAGAGUAGUUUGCAGCCCUUAAAUGUUGAGAUUUGUUUUCAGAAAGAAAAUACCAGUACAGUGACAAUUCCAAAAACUAUAAGGUUGGAAUGAUUUCUCGUGAGAAAUUGUUAUUGCAGUGUUGCCUUAUUACUGAAAAAUAAAUUGAUUGAAACUGC